CUUUAAUCCUUUUCCUAUAAGUAGAUCACUUGAUAAACUUAAACAAAACAAAAAUAAUAAGAUUUGUAGAAUAAAAUGGAUUUAUUCUAUUUCAUGAUUUCUCAUUCGGCUGCAAACAACCUAAAAUCAACCAGGUGUCAAUGUAAAUCAAAUGCAUAUCAUUGGCAAACUAUCAAUUCAUUAACUGGUUGUUUAUUAAUACCAGAAAUUAUAAAAAGUCAAUAUAAAAAUGUAUCCAUGACAACAUGGUUUAUUGAAUGUAUUCAUGAAAUGUAUCGAUUUUGUCAAUAUGGUACAAAAAAAUGUUAUCAACGUUUACGUUUAAUUCAAUCUAAUCCAAAUAUUAACAGUGCUAAUAGUAAUAAUAAUGAAUUAACUUUAAUCUCUGAUGUUGAUAUCUCAUUAUGGCCAUAUUGUUUAUGUUAUAAAAAUUUUACUGGUAUUGAUUGUUCUAUACCAUUUAAUCCAUGUCAACAUCUUAUAUCGAAUGUUUUAAUAAAAUCACAAGUAUUAUUACAUAAUCAAUUAAUUUAUUCACAUGAUAUUGAUCGUCCAUUAAUAUCACUUAAUGAUAAUGAUAGUCAUAAUGAUUAUCUUAAAUCUGCUAAUGGUAAUUGGUUAUGUGGUGUUCCAUUUGGUUAUGGUACAUGUCAUUCUUCUUCUUCUUCUUCUUCUGGCUUACAAUAUUAUUGUCAAUGUAAUAUUGGUUAUGAAAAAGAUGUAAAUUACAGUGAUAUGGAUAAUUGUUGGAAACAAAUUGAACAAGUAAACAAUAAUGAAACUAUUUAUAAAUGUAAUCAAAAUAUUUGCUUAAAUGAUGGACAAUGUAUUUAUGUAACUAAAGGACUUAUAACUUAUAUUGAUCAAUAUAAUAAUGAGAUUAUUACCAAUAAUGAUACUAAUCAUAUAUAUAAUCAAGUGCCAAUAUGUCAAUGUCAACCAGGUUAUACUGGUUUUUAUUGUGAAUUAACAGAAGGUAUAUGGAAUGAAUGGAAUUCAUGGAGUGAUUGUCUACCUAAUUGUGGUAUAAAACGUUAUCGUUCACGUUUACGUUUAUGUCAUGGAGAUGUUGGUUGUAUUGGAUCCAAUCAAGAAAUUCAAAAAUGUCCAUCAAAGAAAUGUAUCACAAUAUCAUUGAAUAAAUCUAAUGAUAAAUCAAUUCAAAAGAAAACAAUUACAUUAAAUUAUUAUUUUAUAUGGUUUCUAGGAUGUUUAAUACCUAUAGAGAUAGUCAUUAUUAUUUUAGGUGUGAUUAUAUAUGAACAUUUACUACUUAAAUCAUCGUCAUCAUCAUCAUCAUCAUUGUCAUCAGCAUCGUCAUUUUCGUCUCCACCUUCUUCUUCUUCGUCAUCAUCAUCGACCUCAUCGUGAUCGCACACUUCAUUGUUCAAUCACUAUAAUUCACUUACUAAUAUCUUGUAAUCUUCCAUUCUUGUUGUUAUAAGUAAAAGAGAAACAUACACAAAUGAUUUAUUAAUGUUACAAUACAUAUUAGCUCUUUGAUAAGAUGUCUUUAAAGCAAGU
This is a messenger RNA of Schistosoma margrebowiei, 1524 nucleotides long. The record is from the annotation of a GenBank genome assembly. NCBI's taxonomy places the organism in Eukaryota, Metazoa, Platyhelminthes, Trematoda, Strigeidida, Schistosomatidae.